Carassius carassius (crucian carp) is the source of this 874-nucleotide messenger RNA. RefSeq names its product ras-related protein Rab-37-like. Gene Ontology annotation, cellular component: Golgi apparatus; endosome. NCBI's taxonomy places the organism in Eukaryota, Metazoa, Chordata, Actinopteri, Cypriniformes, Cyprinidae. The record is from RefSeq and is a predicted model, not a curated record. The coding region runs from base 11 to 718 and encodes 235 amino acids. The transcript is spliced from 9 exons. Gene Ontology annotation, molecular function: GTP binding; GTPase activity.
CAGAACGGGUAUGACGUGGGUCUGUGUGUUGUGUCGUCAUCGGCGGAGACGCGCAGCGCGGCCCCGUGAGAGCGCGCGCUCCGUGAUGGAUCAGAUCAGCGCAGCGGGCGUCACUUAUAAUCAGGAUAUAACACACAAGACCAUCCUGGUGGGAGACAGUGGAGUGGGAAAGACGUCUCUGCUGGUUCAGUUUGAUCAAGGCAAAUUUAUCCCUGGAUCUUUUUCUGCGACGGUGGGGAUCGGAUUCACGAAUAAAGUCCUCACAGUGGAUGAGCAGAAGGUGAGAUUACAGAUCUGGGAUACGGCAGGACAGGAGAGGUUUCGGAGCGUUACACACGCGUACUACAGAGACGCUCAGGCGCUUCUCCUGCUCUAUGACAUCACCAGCAGAUCCUCCUUCGACAACACACGGGCGUGGCUUACUGAGAUCCAUGAAUAUGCUCAGGAUGAUGUGGUCAUCAUGUUGCUUGGCAACAAGUCAGACAUGGCCAGCGCUCGAGCCAUCAGACGAGAGGAGGGAGAGAAACUGGCCAGAGAGUAUGGAGUCAUUUUCCUGGAGACCAGUGCCAAAACCGGACUCAACGUGGACGAGGCCUUUAUGACGGUGGCAAAAGAGCUGGUGAGACGCUCGGUCCAGCUGCCCAUCGAGCCCAGAUUUCACCUUCAGGACGUGAUGGAGCCGGAGAAAGAGUCUUCCAGCUGCUGCGGCUUCAGCUAGACACUAGAAGACCAGAAACACUCCUGUCUCAACCAGCAGAUGGAGCUGUGUGCACCUCAUGUUCAGGGUUGACUUUAUUUUGUUUUUGUUUAGGGACAAAUAUUCUUGGACAAAGUUCUCAUCUUGCCCACUGAUUUAUAUUCGUCUUUUUAUAGA